AAUAAAACAGAAGAAAAUUUUCAGAAUUACCUAACCUUAUGAUUUUUCGUGUUUUGAGUUUUGAUUAUUUUGAAACGUAAAUGAUCAUGACAUAUCCGUGUAUUGCUCACUCUUAUCGUUUUCAUGAUAAAGAAAUGUGAAAGUUAUUAUGGUUUUAAUUCGUCAGCUGUUGGGAAGUGUGUGAGAUACUGUGAAUAGGUGUUCUGCAUGUAACUUGAUUAUAUUCAAUCAGUUGAUAGCAAGAUGAUGCACCAGGCAUUUUGGUGGGGAACUCAGGUAGAUGAUUUAUUAUUCAAAGGCUUUUCAGCGAAUUCUGUUGGAGGCCUCAUUGGCCAAUGUCUGUUUAUUGGGGGAAUGGCAUUCUUCUUUGAAUACCUGAGAUAUCUUCAAACAAAACAGAAGCAGAGAGAGCUAGUGCUCAGAGUAAAGCAGCUGAAACUGUUAUGCCCAACAGAAAGUGCAGCACUUCUUGCCCAAACAGUCACAAACCCCACUAAUCCACUGAAUAUCACACUUUUUGAUAGGGCCUUGCUUUUUGGAGCAGAAAUCUCAUUAUGGUUGCUCCUGCAAAAUUUGGGAUAUUUUAUAAUGCUUGCUGUCAUGGUAUACAAUGCAUGGUUCCUUGUUUCUGCAGUGCUUGGUGGAGCUCUAGGUUACUUCAUUUUUGGACAAAUGUUUAUGAAGAUAAAUAUACAGAAUUGUCAACUGAUGAGGAGUGCUUAUUGCACCCAAAUUUGCGGGGAAACAGAUGUUGGAUCUACUGGCAGAGAGGGAGAAUCUACCCCCAUCACUGAAGAUACUCCAUCUACAUCUCAAAAUGAUCUCAAAUGUAAUCAAAAAAAUGGUACACAAGAAGUGCAAAUUAAAGUUCAGUGCCACUAAAAUGUGAUCUCAACCUCCAAUUUUUUUUUGGACAAUGAUUAUCAGGAAGCAGCAAUAUAUUUUGAGUCCAUAUUUCACCUUCCAUCAAUAUAAGAUAUAUUUUCAAGAAACAUUUCCAUAAUUCAAAGCUGACCUCAAAUGAUACCUAAUGAAUUCAUUUCCAUUGUAUUCCCAUUCAAUGGUAAACAGUAAACAGGGCAAUUCAAGGAAACAAAAUAGUUGUGUUAAUCAUUUUUAUGCUAUGAGAUUGUGGUUGAUUUUCCUGAAAUAAUUACUGAUAUAGAUGUUAAUCUGAAUGAAAGAGCUAGCUGGUAUUCAAGUAUAGGUAGUUAUACAUAAUGUCUGCUAUCUCACUGAUCUAGGAUAUAUGGGAAAGCAAAUUGUCCUACAUUUUGAUUUCCUUUAUAUAUUGCCCCAUUGUGGAAUACCUUGGUGAUAUAUUUUCAUGAUCUUUUAUGAUGUGACUCAGGGGCGUCCGGAGGGGGAGGCAAGGGGGCGCUCGCCCCCCCCCCCUAGCACCUGGUCUUUACUCAGAUACUUUCUAAACAAGAUACAUUUGCAUUAUUCAAUUCCUAUCCUGAUUAGCGCUCAUUAUAGUGACUUUCUGAGACUUUGUUUAAUUAGUAUUAAUCCACAUCUUAUAGAUAGAUAUAGAGUUAAUUUUAUCAACCAAGUUAUUGAUAAAUUUGCUCAAGACUAUAAGAAUGCCAUUUUUGUUUGAACAAGAUUAUGAUUAUUAUCACGUGCAUUUUUUUAUUGUAAUUUUGGCUGUAAACAGAAUACCUGCAUGUGAUGUCCAUUCAAUUAAUUUUCUUUUUUUUUGUUCCAUGUUUCAUGUACAAUAAUAGUUGAUUAUAUAUCGAGAGAGUAAAGUGCUAGUUCAAUAAAUAAAGGGAAAAAGUUAACAUUAAUUACGCACUAUUUUCAUCUUCCGGUUGGAAGUAGCUUUUGGUACCUCAUUAAACAUGAGACAAAGUUUGACUGGAAAACGCGUGCGAUGGCGGAGAAAAUGGCCCCAAAAGACCAGAAAAAUAGGUUUUCAGCCAAUAUCUCCUAAAAUAUGGCAGUUAGAGAUUUUCGGUUCAGAUAAAAAUUGAAGUUCAGUUAAUUUUCUACAAAAAUGGUUCCUAUCAUUUUUCUCGAAAAUUUGACCGGUUUCGAGAAAAACGGCACGAAGCGCACCUCGAAUAAUGAGCUUCUGUUGUAUGCCGGAGAGCACAGUCCGUGUAUUUACACAUCGGCGGGGGGACAA
Messenger RNA from Phaedon cochleariae (mustard beetle), 2134 nucleotides. The record is from the annotation of a GenBank genome assembly. NCBI's taxonomy places the organism in Eukaryota, Metazoa, Arthropoda, Insecta, Coleoptera, Chrysomelidae.